Cajanus cajan (pigeon pea) is the source of this 1106-nucleotide messenger RNA. Its product is annotated as myb-related protein 308. The record is from RefSeq and is a predicted model, not a curated record. Lineage: Eukaryota; Viridiplantae; Streptophyta; Magnoliopsida; Fabales; Fabaceae.
UAAUGGUAAGAAAGAGAGAGGUAUAGGUAGCAGCCACUCCUCUAACCUAUCUCACCAACUCACGUCUAGAAGCAAUAAGGGUCACACUUUAGUUUGGGUCAAAAGGCUAUAAAAAUGAGGUAGAAGGGCAGGCCUUAUUGUUGGAUUGGAGCAUCAUUCAUGGGAAGGUCCCCUUGUUGCGAGAAAGCACACACAAACAAAGGUGCAUGGACCAAAGAAGAAGAUGAUCGCCUCAUAGCUUACAUUAGAGCUCACGGUGAAGGCUGCUGGCGCUCUCUCCCCAAAGCCGCCGGACUCCUCCGCUGCGGCAAGAGUUGCCGCCUCCGCUGGAUCAACUAUCUCCGCCCUGACCUCAAACGUGGCAAUUUCACCGAAGAAGAAGAUGAACUCAUCAUCAAACUCCAUAGCCUCCUUGGCAACAAGUGGUCUCUAAUAGCGGGAAGGUUACCGGGGAGAACAGACAAUGAGAUCAAGAACUACUGGAACACUCACAUAAGAAGGAAGCUUUUGAGCAGAGGAAUUGACCCUGCAACGCACCGCCCUCUCAACGACUCUUCUCAUCAUAAUCAAGUUCAAGAACCUGCACCCACCAUGUCUUUUGCUCCCAAACAAGAAGAGGAGGUGUUUCAGGAGGUUAAGGAUUCCAAGAGUCCCACAUCGGAACGCUGCCCUGACUUGAACCUUGAGCUAACUAUAAGUCCUCCUCAUCAGGCUCAAGAGGCGCUGAAGACUAGUGUUGGGAGAGGCCUUUGCUUUGCCUGUAGUUUGGGUUUGCAGAAUAGCAAAGAUUGCAGCUGUGGGGACAAUGGUAACACAAGUACUGCCACUGGUUAUGAUUUCUUGGGCUUGAAAACCACUGUUUUGGAUUACAGAAGCUGAGUUUUUCAUUUUGAGCUUCUUUCUUACUUUCUUUUAUUCUCUAAUUUGUAUAAUUAAUUAAUUAAUUAAUUAGUUGUUGAUGCAAAGGGUACAGUUGAACAUUCUUGCCUUGUCCAAUGUUUCAAUUUUCUCAUCCUUUUAUUGCUAUCAUCAUGUACUUCUUCCCCUACCCUCCUUCCGCGUUUUUUCUUAAUUUGUAAAUGUGGAUAAAGUCUAAUAUUGGUUCA